AGUAUCUCUAAUUUCUUAAACCCUCUUUCACUGCUGCUAGGAGCUGGAUCACCAUGGCCUCCACUGCACCGCCGUCGCGCCCCGCCUUCCCCGGCGGCGUAGGAAGCACAAAGAAGCCUCUCGGCCUUUUUGCCAACGCAAUGAAGAGAAAGCACAGCUUCAUUCAAUUCUUCGCGAUGACCGGAAUUCUUCUCUUGAGCGUGCGCUCUCUGGGCCAAAAGUACCGAAUCAACGAUCUCCAAGAGGACAUGGAGGCGCUGAAAGAAGAGCAAGAAGGACUUACUAAACGCAUGAAUCACAUCAGGCAAAGCCUUCUAGCUGAAGCUGCCCUCGAGCCUACCGGCCGCUUCGCCUCCCGCCUCCGUCUCCUCUUCGCCCAAGACGAGUAAGAUUAGGGUAGCGAUUUCCCAAAUUUCUAUGUUUAUGGUUUAUCAAUGACCGCGAAUUACAAAAGUUCGAUUUCAAUUUGGAAUUUGGGAUUUCUUACAAAUAUAAUCUCUGCCAAAAAUGUUUUGAAUUAUCUGAUUGUAUUUUUCUAUAGCUAUCUUAUCAAUGCUCUUGAAAUUUAAUCCUUAAGCUCCCUCAAAUGUUUUAAAAAAUGUUAAUUUUAAGAGAAACUUGUUGGUUUUGCCGCAA
This is a messenger RNA of Ipomoea nil (Japanese morning glory), 636 nucleotides long. RefSeq lists its product as uncharacterized. The transcript has a single exon. Lineage: Eukaryota; Viridiplantae; Streptophyta; Magnoliopsida; Solanales; Convolvulaceae. The coding region runs from base 54 to 389 and encodes 111 amino acids. The record is from RefSeq and is a predicted model, not a curated record.